Messenger RNA from Cyclopterus lumpus (lumpfish), 1111 nucleotides. RefSeq names its product chromosome 9 C12orf65 homolog (gene c9h12orf65). Gene Ontology annotation, cellular component: mitochondrion. Gene Ontology annotation, biological process: translational termination. NCBI's taxonomy places the organism in Eukaryota, Metazoa, Chordata, Actinopteri, Perciformes, Cyclopteridae. Gene Ontology annotation, molecular function: translation release factor activity. The record is from RefSeq and is a predicted model, not a curated record. Bases 130 to 639 code for a protein of 169 amino acids. The transcript has 3 exons.
GAAAAACACGACGACUGCCGAUUGGAUGACUGUUUACGGAAACGAAGAAGAAGAGAAGACUGAACAAAAACAGACGUGGACACUCGUUGACAUGACCGUGAAACAGACGGGAACAUGUCAUAGCCUACAAUGUUGCGGCUUUCCCCGUUCAUCAGCUGUGUGUACAGUCUGUCCAGUCGGGUCAUCUGGGGAGUUCCUCACGGUGCUCCUCUACUGCUGAGGCCGCGCCCGCCUGGACUGAUGUGUGUUUUGGCAGCCGGUAAAAAGGACCUGAUAGACCUGCCAGUCCUGAACGAGGACGAGCUUGAAGAGCAGUUUGUGAGAGGAUCUGGACCCGGAGGACAGGCCACCAACAAAACCAGCAACUGUGUGGUACUCAAGCACAUCCCCAGUGGGACUGUUGUGAAGUGCCAUCAAACCAGAUCUGUGGAUAUAAAUCGAAAGCGUGCGAGGGAAAUCAUGCGAGGGAAACUUGAUGUUUUUUAUAAAGGAGAACUCAGUGAAGUUCUUGUAAAUAAAAAAGAGUCUGAGCUGAGGAAACAAGAGAAGAGGAGGAAAGCAAAUGGGAAUCUAGAGAGAAAAAGACUCUUUAGAGAAACUCUGGCUGCAAACUCCAAACCUGGAAAUGACACUGUUUGAAGGGUGUGUAUAGAAUUAAUACUUGAGAGGUUCUGUAUGUAUCUAUGCCUACACAGAAUGGAUAACUAAACCUGGAAGGGUGCACUGUCAACAGUUAUAUAUCCAAUAAGCCUUGUAUUUGUAUGGCAUAUUUCAUUCAAAGUUACAGGAUCAAAAUGUAGACUGGAGAUUAAAAUAAGAGAAAAGAACAAAAUAGAAUAAAAUGCUUGAAGAGAUGUUCUCCAGAGAAGAAAAAAACAUUAAUUGGGAAAUACAGUAUAGAUUAAAUUUGCAAAAUAUUACCUUUUACCUGUAGGUUGUAUUGGUCUUGGAUACAUAUGUCUUUAACAUUAUCAUUUGAUGACAUCAUUUCCCCUCACUCGUUUCCUGUAAGUUGUUGUUGUUCUGAAUGUGUCCACACACUAAAGCCUUUCCUCCUGCCUCAUUUGAUAUUGAAAACAAAGAACAAUAAAAGUCAACAAUAUUAAAGCUG